AUGAUUGUAAAUCGCGUGUGUAUAAUUAUUAUCAUUUUGUCUUUAUAUUCAUCAAGAUGGAAGAGUGAAAAAAAGGAAGCAAGGGUUUUCGACAGAAACUCAGAAGAAGAGGAGGGCUGGAAAAACGAGUAUAUUUUAGAAAGUGGGAAAUGGAAGACAAUAGGAGAUAAAAAAUUAGAAUUCCGUGAUAGUUCAUCUAUGAGUCCAAAAUGGAAUAAACACAAAAGAUGGAAGAAAAUCGGAGCAAUCAGCAGCAGUGAAAAUUUAACAACUCGAGAAAGUGCUACGGAGUAUGCAGAAGGGUCAAACGGAGCAGAUGUAGCAGACGAGGCAAAUGACGCGUAUGAAAAAAGUGAGCAUCACGAUAAGGUUGAAAAAGCAAUUAGAGAUACCCCUCACGCAUUAUCCUUCACACAGUAUAGAUUAAAACAGAUUUAUGCUGAUAUAAGAAUGUACAGCGCCUUACAAGUUUUGAUGAACCAAUAUUGCCAUCCAGGUGUAUCUAGAUGUGCAGGGACUGUGAGCAAGUGCUUCUGUCAAGAUAUAUGGAGAUUAAGACAUUAUAUAGAAGGAAAUAAUUGUGUUAAUAACUGUGGUGAUAUGAUUAGGUGUUCUGGACCCUUAUUUAAUAAUACAAAAAAUCCAAUACCACUAGGAGUUGUAAACAGUCUAAGGGUGAAAACCUGUGUCGUUUCGAGUAAGCAAAGAAAAUUAGACAUGCUGUGCGGAGAAAAUAAAUUGUUACGUAUUUAUGGUAGUACCAAAUAUUGUAUUCCUCACAAUUUGUUAAACAUGGAUAAAAUUGGAAAUUACUGUUAUAGUGAUAAGGCAAAAGUGAUCCCUUGUGCAGGUUUUUUUUUUGAUGAUAAUAAAAAUGUUUACGAAUUUGAAUUUAGUAAUUCUAUUUUUUUUACUCUAUAUAAUUCAUGCAACGAAGAUUUAGAAGGGAUUGGAGAGCAUUACAUUGGAUGUCAGAAUGUGUCGAUAUCAGGAAAAAAUUGCUUGCCUUGGAAUUCUCUAAAUAUAAAGGAAAUAUUAGGAACAAGUUAUAAACAUAAUUAUUGUCGAAAUCCAGAAAACUUAAAAACAAUAUAUUGUUUUGUUAAUAUGAACGGAUUUGUAUUUCGAGAAUAUUGUGAAAUAAAAAAUCCUAUAAUUAUCAAUAACAUUACCUAUUUGAACACAACGAAAUUCGAUUUUGAUAUAACAAUGAAAAAUGCUUCUGAUUUUCGCCUAAGACUUUCUAGAGGCAAUUGUGAAGACACACCAUAUCUUUAUCACGAUCCAAUUAAGAAUAUUUCAUAUGAGAUGAAUAAUUAUACUUAUCAUGAUGUAGAUGGAGAAGUAGCUUUAACUAUUACAUUUAAAAACUUGGUUGUAGAUUUUUAUAAAAACUUAGAGUUCUCUAUCUGUGCAUGUUACAAAUAUUAUUACGAGAAAAGUGACACAAAUGCUUGUUCAAAUGAUAACUACAAAACGAAAUUGGGAACUUUUUCAAUAAAAAGAGCAGUUUUUAAUGAAAAAAAAAACACUUUUAGUGUAAAUGACAAGGAAGGUCUCUACAUAUAUAUAAAUAAUGAAUAUGUAAAAAAUAUGGAGAUGUUUAUAAUCAAUGCAAAAUACUCCUAUCAAUGUAACAACUUGAACUUUUUGGAACAUUUUCCUCAAAACGAUUUUUACAAAUUAUUAACCGUAGAUAUUAGUAGGUCUAUCCAGAGAAUUAAACCAAGUUUAAACACAGACAUAGCUUAUAUCAUUCUAUAUGCCUACUCUGAUAAAAUUUUUGAUGUAUACACAAUGUUUCAUCGAAAUAAAGAUUUUGCAUUUUCAGAAAUCGAUCUAAACAUAGACACUACUAAAAAUGUAAUGGGAGAGAACUCCUUCAUUAAUGUAAAAUUUGAAAAUUCGACAAAAAAAAUAUUAGAUAAAAUUUCGAUUCAAAAAAUUUACAAUUUAAAAAAUGGAUCUAAUCUAAUUUGUGUAAGAGAUUUAUCCUCAAAUUUUAUGCCAUUCAGCUAUAUGGGGAAAAUAACAUAUAAUGACUACAGCACGUCCAAUAUUAAAUACAUUUUAAAAAGAGGAGAAAACAUUUUUGAAAAUUUUGUCUACCUAAAGGAUAUUUCAAAGUUUAAUCCUAACAACCAUUUGUUCUCUCUCAGUAAGAUCAGCUGCCCCUUUACAACAAUUGUGCCUAUAGCAGAAAGUUCCCUACAAAUUUUCAAAGAAAAAAAUAUGAACAGAUUAACAAACUAUUCAAACACCUUUUAUUAUAAGUAUACUAAAAGUUCUUUCAAAAAAGGUGUUCAGAAUCAUGAAUUUGAAGAAGAAGAAGAAGAAAAAAAAAAUUCCUUAUAUUAUUUUUCUAUACGUAAAAUAUCAAAUGUUAUUAAACCCCUAAACUAUCUUUGCGAAAGGGAUGAAAAAUUAAAUACUCUUCGCACCUUAACUUUAGUUAAUUUUUCCGAUUUUUUAUUUUCUCCAUACGAAGAAUUUGCACAUUAUUUUCAUGUGUUCACUAUGCCAACUUAUACACACAACAUCUACCUAAACGAUGAAUCAUAUUAUUUCCUGAGUAGACAUUUUCAAAUGAAAGGCAUAGAAAAUGAUCACCAUAUUAAUAUGAAGAUAUUGUCUAUAUGGUCUCACGAGGAAGAAAAUUAUUUGUCCCUUUGGUUUGAAACCUCCACACAUUUAAUUCCAUUUUUUUUAAUAAAAUAUAAUUUCCACGCACCAAGGUUUUCCUUCAUAGAAUUCAUGCAUAUAAUAACAAAUACCAAUGUAGGCCCCUCAGAUAGAAGUACUUCUACAGAUACUUUAAAAAAGAGUGACAUAAACCCUACCAAUUCGAGAAAUUUUCAAAAUUCGACACGUCCAUCAAGUAACAUUUACUCAUAUGCUAACUUCUACAUAUUCAGCACUAAAAAUUCAAGUAUGAAAAAAUAUAUAACCCGCGAUUUCAACAGUUUUGUACUGAACAUUCAUGUAAAAAAUAAAAUUUUUGAAGGAGUUGUGAGUGUAGAAAAAUUUACCCAUAGAGAGCAAGUUUUUUUUGUGUUACUUCAUGGAAAAAAUUUUAUUUACUUACUGGAUGGCAAUAUAAAAGAAGUGCUUGUUCACAAUGCCGAUAUGAACAUAUAUAUAGCAAUGAAACCAAUUAAAAUUCAGUGUUUAACCAAAGAAAUAAUAACUUGCUUUAUUCUGUAUGAAUUUCAUCAGAUUUUAUGGUUCUCUAUCGAAUUUGACGAUAGUAGUAGUAUUCCAAAAUUUUCGACAGAUGGUGGUACUAUGGCAAUAAAUGUCGACCCUUCCAGUAGUGCAUAUUCCCAAAAAAGUAUAGACUUAAAGGAAACUGAAUUAAAUACAAAGAUGUAUAAACAGGUUAUAAGAGAUUCAAACAUUCCUAUGAAUAAACAGAUAUUUGAAGUUAGUAAUUUAAAAUCGAAGAAAAUAAGUGUCUACAUAAUGUACAAAUAUGCAUAUAUAGAAAAAGACUUAGGCAUAAUAUCGUCGAUAUCAAAAGAUAUGGUAGUAAUAAGUAAACUUAGUGAAUAUGUCAUUUAUAUUUCAUCCAUAGAGUCCAAUAAAUUACGUGUAUAUUCAACGGAUGUUACAGAAAAUACAAUUGUAUACUACAAAUAUGUAAGAAAUGAACAUAUGUCUAAUUAUAGAAUAAAUUCCAUUUUUGCUUACUCAUAUGGUGAUAUGAAUUUUAUAAAUUCUUUUAUGGUUAAGGCGAACGAAUUAAAGUACGCCAUUUUUUCCUUUAUGCAUGAAAAACUUAGUUUAACAAAAAUUAUAUAUAAAAAGAAAAUAUCAUAUGUAUUACAGAAGCUUAUCCAAAUUGCUCCUAUAAUUGAAGGAGAUAAGAGACAAAUAAAAUAUUUUACCUUAUCAGUUUUGGAUAAAUCACUAAAUGGUCAAUAUAUAGUUAUUAAUAAAAAAACAGGAGUGAUAAGCAUGAAACUAAAUAAAAUUGAAAAGACAUCAGUUACGUUGAAAGUUAUAAUGCAUGGGUUAUUUCAUGCAACUGAAUCAAGUAUUUUGAUAUAUAUAUUGUGUGCGAGUGGAUAUUUCUAUUCUAAAAAAAAAUGUUUUCCGUGCCCCAAAGGAACCUAUAACAAUGUUGAUGAAAUUAAAGGAAAUCCAGAAAUGUUUACUUCUUGUAUUCCUUGCGAAAAAAAUAAGACAACAUUGGUUAAUUCAUCCAAAAGUAAAGAACAUUGCAUUUGUGACAUAGGGCAUGAGUAUAUAAAAAACCCCAAGAAUCCCCAUGAAUUUAUUUGCUCCCCUUGUAAAUUUGGAGAAUAUAAAGAUACAAUAUCGAACGAAUUGUGCAAAGGAAAUGGUUGCAUUCCACAUUCACGAUCUCAUGUAUUGGGUGCUAAAAGUGAGGCAGAAAGUAUUUGCAGUUGUAAUGCAGGAUAUUUUUUAUCUUUCGAUUCGAAUGGAUCUAGUAUUUGUAAGAAAUGUUUACAUGAUCACUACUGUCCAGGGAAUCUAUUGAAUAUACAAAUGUGUCCAAAACAUAAUGAAACAUUAAGAAAUGAUAAAGCAGAAUUUAUCACCAUGGAUAGCUGUUUCUGUAAAAAGGGGUAUGAACCUAUUAGUAUUGAAAAAGUAAAACAAAAAGGAAGCCGAGAUGAACAUUACUAUAAUCUUUUUUUCAACACUUAUUCUUAUGCACCAAAUAAAAUAGACCCUAAACAUAUAUGUAUGGAAUGUAAUAUAGGAUAUUAUAAAGAUUCUGUAUCAUCAGAAAGUUGUAAAAAAUGCCCAUACAAAUCUAUGAAUAAAACAUUUGGGAAUAUUACUGUAGAAAGUUGUAAUUCAUGUUAUAGUGGAUUUUAUAAAGAUGUCAAUAAAGACUGUUCUAUAUGUUUAGCGAAUCACUUUUGCGUUGGUAGUUUUCCACCAGGUGAAUUGUCCCAAUAUAUUGGAGAUGCUGUAGUAUGUCCAAAUAAUUCCAUAACUAAAGAACCAUAUGAACAUAAUGAUUCUUAUGACAAAUGCUUAUGUGUGCAAGGGUAUGUGAAACAUUCUCAAGAAUCUUACAAUUUAAAUGAGCAUUGUAAAUUGGCACCUCUAAAUUUUUAUAAAGAUACCAUAUCUAACAAUUUAGGAAUUCCUUGCCCCCCUAAUAGUAUUACAUUAGAAAAGGGAGCCAAAUCUAUUCAUGAAUGUAUUUGCAAAAAAGGGUUUUAUUACAGUAAAAAAAUUGGAGGUUGUAAGGAAUGCCCAACCGGAUAUUACUGUCCACAAAAAAAUAUGAAAAACAAAUUUAGGAUGCCUAUAAAAUGUCCGAGAAAUUCAUCAAGUGUAAAAAGAGGAUCUUAUGAUAUAACUAAUUGUCAAUGUAAUUUUGGUUAUACACCCAAUAUGCUAAUGAGUAAAUCUAGAAAUGAUCAAUUUUCAGUUAGAAAUAAAAAGAGCAACAAGAAUAAUAUUAACUCUAGUGGUACAUACUCCUCAUUUGUACAUUUCGAAAAUAUGGAUACGACUAAGUGUAAUUCCUUUAUUUAUAUGUUUUCAAAAAAUCCAAUUAACCAUGUACAAGAACGAAUUCAACAAAGUAAAACAAAUAAAAAAAAAGGAAAUCCAUUAUUACUAUGCACCAAAUGUCCAAUUUCAACUUACAAGUCGUCCAUAGCAAAUGAAGCUUGUUUUGAAUGUCCAAAACAUUCCACUACAUUAAGAAAAUUUAAUAAUUCCAACAUUUACUUUUGUCAGUGUAAUGAGGGAUAUUACCUAGAUGAACAAAUAUGCAAACCUUGUUCCUUUAACAAGUUAUAUUGUCAAGGAGAAAAGAUAUUUCAAGUAUCUCAAGAAUUGUAUGAUGAGAUGCUUGGUAUUAUUAAAAGGUAUGUCUGGUCCUUUGCCAUACCUUACAGGAAACAUUUUAUCAACUCUGUUAUCUACAACCACAGUAUGAGAUUUCUACCUCCAGCACAGGGGGAUGAAAGACGAACCAAAACACAGAAUGGAGGCGAGGUUCUUGUAGUGGAUACUAAACAAGAGGAUGAAAUGGAAGAAGAACAAGAAAAAAAAGGACUUGGAAAAAAAAAAAAAAGAAGGAGACUACCAGUGAAGAGUUAUUUCGGACAUGUUCUCCCUCCUGUGAUGUUAUUUAGUAGCAUGAGCAAGAUAGGUGAUAAAUCUGGCACGUUUUUCCUACAAAGGUAUGAAGCACGUGGUCUGGAAAAUGGAAAAAUAAAUAAUAGAAAUAUGAACAAUAAUGUGAACAGGAAUAUGGGCAAGAAAAAGAAAAAAAACAAAAAUGUAAAUGCAAAAGACAAAUUAAUAAAUAAGCUUUUGAAAAACUUUUUUUACACAGAUAGCGAGAAUGUCUCCUAUGUAAAAUAUCAGCAAUUUGUGAAAUGCCAAAAGAACACAGUAAUUCCUCUGGGAGUUGAUUCUGCACGUGACUACAAGGAUUGCAAAUGUGCAAAGGGUCACUACUUAGAGUUUGAAGAUGUUAAAAAAUCAAUUAAAAUAUGCAAUCCUUGCAAAGAAGGAACUUUUAAAAACUUUGUGGGGGAUGAAACAUCUUGUGUAUCAUGUCCACCAAAAUCGACAAGUCUAGAAGGAUCUAUAUAUCCAAAUCAUUGCUUUUGUAAAGAAGGUUUUUUCUAUAGUAUGGCAAAUUGUUUGGCUUGUUUAGAAGGUGCUAGAUGCAACGGUGGUUUACGUAAAAAUGUAAUGAGUACAAUCCAUUUAGGGUUAGAAAAUAUUCACAUAACUGAAGAAGAUCAUGUAAAACCAGAAUCUAUAAAAGGAUACUACUUGGAUGAAAGUAUGACAAGAUAUGUAGAUGUAAGAGAGUGGAAAUUUAUUAAAUGUCCAAUACAUGGUGCUUGUCUAGAAAGGAAUAAAUGUCAUUAUAGUAUGAAUAAUUACCUGUGUGUGGAAUGUGCAAAGGGGUAUACGAAUGAUUUUAAGAAGUCCCUGUGUGUAAAAUGUCCAAAUAAUGCAAUAAAUAUAAUCAUCUUACUAUGUAUAUAUAUUAUUUUUUGUUUUAUUAUUAUUUUAAUUUCUUAUUUAAAUAUCUCCUCUGGCUUUUACAGAAGAUCUAUACAUUCGAUUGUCAUCAAAAUAUCUGUCAAUUAUAUUUCAAGUAUGUUACUUGUUAACAUAUUAGAAGAGAAAAAUUUAUUAUUACCCCAAUUUGUGCACCAGUUGUAUAAUUGCAUUACUAGAUUAAUAAACAUAGGAGAAAGCAGAAAAAUAAUCAGUAUCGAUUGCUUGUUGAGAUAUUAUUUUAAUUUAAGUUAUGCUGAUUCUUUCUUCUAUUCAAGUUUAUUAUUUUUUUUUAUUCCUAUACUUCUAAUGACAACCUUGACUAUUAUACUUUUUGUUAUAUUGAAAGUUUACACCUUUAUACGGAAAACAGCAAUUGCGAAUAAGCUAGAUUUGUUAAGUAUAGCUAGAAGGGAAAAAAUACAUUUUUUGACGAGUUCUUUAGAAAAAUCUUAUUCAAAAGAAAGAUUUAUUAUGAUAUUAAGAUAUAUCAAAUUGCAACACUAUACAUGGAUAGAUAGAACAUUAAUAUUUUUUGAAGACAUGAUUCCUGUAUAUGUUACUUUUUUAUUUAUGAUACAUGGCAAAACGUCUGUUAGAAUGUUUCAAUUAUUUGAUUGUUCAUAUAUUAAGUACACAAAACAUUUUGGAAAAUAUAUCCUAAGUAGAGUUAGCAGUGUCGAAUGUGAGCUCAAGACAGAUUAUUUGAAAUUUUUUAUACUAGGGUUAUCCGGGACGAUUGUAUGGUCUUUAGGAAUCCCCUUACUCUCUUUUUUCGUUCUGUACAUAAAUAGAUGCAAUUUAUUUCAAGAAAAAAUUUUAAUAAAAUAUGGAUUUUUACAUAAUGGAUACUUACCAAAUAGGUGGUAUUGGGAAAUUAUAGUCUUUGUCCGAAAAAUAUUCUUUCUUUUUAUCACCACUGUUGUAUUAUUUCCCUCAGAAGAGACCAAUACAUCAAAAUUAUUGCUGAUAACAUUCGUGGCAAUAUUUUCCUUAUGUGUGCAUUUCAUUUUCCAACCUUUUGAUAAGAGGAAUUUUUUUAUGUUAAACAAACUCGAGAACAUGAGUUUGUAUAUAUGGGUUUCUACCAUCGUUGUUAUAUCUAUUUUGUUAUCCAUAAAUCUGAAUGAUUUUCUUAAUUUCAUAAUUUUAUCUUCUUUGAUUCUUCUUCAUGUAAUGUUUUCAGUCAAAUUGUUGUUUUGCUUAUUCUAUGAAUGCGUCGAUAAUAUGAGAAGAAAAAAGGCAUUCUACCAUGUCCCUGUUAUUAGCAAUUUUACAAAAAACCUGAUCGAACUUGUGCAGAGAAGGAAGAUACAAGAGCCAUUAAUUUAUUAUGACAAAACUGAUAGACAAAUUUCCAUAAUGUUACCUGAUUCCGUUAUUAAAAAAAAAAAAAAAAGUCAGCAUUUUGCUCAUUCAAUUAAGCGUAUUUUUAAGCACUUCCUCAGAUGUUUGAAGAAGAAAAGGGGACAAAAAGGUAACAAGUAUGAUAGGUAUCAUCACAAAGGGAGGGAAGAAAGGAAGGACGAAAUGAGUGAUCAAAGCCAUAGUAGGAGCUACAAUGGGGCGUAUGCUCAAGUCAAGUCAACCCAAGGAGACGACUCAAAUGACGAUGCGAACGGAAAAAAGCAAGGGGUCACACGGAGACAUGUGACAAAGAGAAGACCCGCAUGUAGGGUUAAAAAUGACAUGCAAUAUUAUUUCCUGAAUGUACAAAAAAAAAAAAAAAAAAAAAAAAAAGAUAACAUUGGUGAUGGUAACAUAUGUGAUGAUGACAUGCGUGAUGAUGACAUGCGUGAUGAUGACAUGCGUGAUGAUGACAUGCGUGAUGAUGACAUGCGUGAUGAUGACAUGCGUGAUGGUGACAUGAGUGAUGGUGACAUGAGUGAUGGUGACAUGCGUGAUGGUGAUAAGAAUUUUUGCGGCGAAAAUUUUAUGAAAAGUCAAAAAAUGAAUUUCUGCUUUUUUCUGAAAAGCAAUAAUGAGUCUACGUGCACAAGCAUUAAUAAGGAAUAUAGAAUGUUUGCAAUAGAAAUAUAUGAAGAAUUGUUAGAUAUAUUCAUGACAAAUGUUACUUUAACACACAUUUCUUAUGUAUUUUUUGAAUUCAUAUUUAAAAUUACAAUAAACAUAGGGAAUUUAAUAGACAACCUGGAUCAAAAGGAUCAAAUGUUUGUGUCCAUGGAUCAAGAACAGAACUUUAACAAUAUCAUUCAGUGGUCUCUCGAAAGGAAGGAAAAAUAUAACGAAAAUAAAAAAUUAGAAAAAAGCAAAAUAUGUAAUUUUAAAAAUUGCAAAUAUGAUAAUACCUUGCUUGAUUUAGAUGUAGAAUCGUUGAAUAUUUCUUCCUCCAUUUGUGAGGAAGAAGAAGGAAUAGGAUCAAAUCAAAAUAUUUGGAACAUGAUGGCGCAAGGGCACGGCGAUCCAUCUGAUGAAAUUUUUAAAAAAUCCAACCUAAGCGGAAAAAGUCCAAAAAUUCAAGUUUCCAAGAAAGAAAGAGAAAAACUGUUCACGUUUUUCAGUGAUGAUCUGCUUAACAGGAAAAUUAACUUGUCAGAAUUUUAUUUUAUACUUAUAGAACUGAAAUUGAAAUAUUGCAAAAACUUGCCUUCCUAUUUUUACAUGUUCAUGUUAUAUAAAAAAUUGGAAAAACAAAAGGAAAGACAAGAAUUGAGAAAGUUAAAUAGAAAACUGAAGGAAUGUCAAAGAGUUAGAGACAAGGGAAAAGUGAAAUCGACUUCACAAAAUUUAGAAAGGAAUCAAUUAAAGGAAAAAACAGCCUUACUAUAUAAAGAGUAUAAAGAUUUGUGUAAAAUGAUGAUUCAAUUAAAAGAGAAAUAUAUUAACUUAAGUAAGAACGAUUUAGAAAAGUGUUCAUCCAAAGAAUAUACAGUUGCCAAUUUGGAUGAUAAUGAGAUUUCUCUUUCCAGUGGGUCUUCCAUGGAGGACAUUCUCCAUUCUAUGGGGUUUGAUCAAUCGGGGCGACCAAGUGACCAAGACGAAAAAGAGGAAUAUGGGUUAGGCAAAAAUGGAACAUAUUAA
Molecule: messenger RNA, 10056 nt
Organism: Plasmodium gonderi
Lineage: Eukaryota; Apicomplexa; Aconoidasida; Haemosporida; Plasmodiidae
Product: cysteine repeat modular protein 1
Exons: 2
Coding region: 1-10056 (3351 amino acids)
Source: RefSeq, a predicted model, not a curated record